GCUCCCGGAAUCACGCAGAGGCUAGGCUGGCCGGGGCUCGGGCUGCGGGGGACACCGGGGCUGCCCCGCCCCGCGUCUCCCGCAGCGGGAUCGUGCCCGAGCGCCUCCCGGGUCAGGACUGGGCCGGGCGGCGUGGGAGGGGCAGCGCGGCGGGCGGUGCGCGGCGCUUCCGGGGAGCGGGGCCUGCUCGCCGCUCUUCCCCGCGGAGCCCGCAUCGCGACGGGGCCCGCGCGCAGGCCUUACACAGGAAGGCUUUCUAAAGAGCUGCCUGCCAGCUGCCCUUCCCCAGGUCCCAAAUAUCCUCCUGGCCAGGCGGAGCAGAGAACAGCCCCUCAGCUGGUCAUGCUGAGCUCAUACCCUGAUGGCGGCUCCAUGAGGUCAAGACUGGGUUUCCUCCCUCCUCCCCCUUUACCAAUGCCUGGUCUCAGGGGGCUAGUUGUGAGCCCCACGCUAUGGCAUCAUCGCCCUCCCUCCCAGCUCCUGGCUCGCGGCCUAAGAAGCCUCUAGGCAAGAUGGCUGACUGGUUCAGGCAGACUCUGCUGAAGAAGCCCAAGAAGAUGCCCGACUCCUCAGAAAGUGUGCCCAGCGAUGCUUCACAGCCUACCUCACAGAACAGCCCCGUACCCCCAAGCCACAGCUCAGUCACAUCUCCCAGCCUGCCACCCUCGCAAGAGAGUGACAGCAGUAGUAUUCGCUGGAGCAAAGACUAUGACGUCUGUGUGUGCCACAGUGAAGAAGACCUGGUGGCCGCCCAGGACCUGGUCUCCUACCUGGAAGGCAGCACUGCCAGCCUGCGCUGCUUCCUGCAGUUCCGGGAUGCAACCCCAGGUGGCGCCAUCGUGUCCGAACUGUGCCAGGCACUGAGCAGUAGUCACUGCCGCGUGCUGCUCAUCACCCCAGGCUUCCUUCAGGACCCCUGGUGCAAGUACCAGAUGCUGCAGGCCCUAACUGAUGCCCCAGGGGCCGAGGGCCGAACCAUCCCUCUGCUGUCGGGCCUCAGCAGAGCUGCCUACCCACCUGAGCUCCGAUUCAUGUACUAUGUGGAUGGCAGGGGCCCUGAUGGUGGCUUUCACCAAGUCAAAGAAGCUGUCAUGCGUUAUCUGCAGACACUCAGUUGACACUUUUAUAUCACGGGGCCCCGGAAAUUGGAGUAAGCUGGAAACAGAAAACCCAAACAGGGCCUCGGAUUCCCAUAGAUGUGACAAGAUGUACAGGGAGCGAGUCUGCAGCACUACGCCCGUGACCCUGGGAUCAGAGCACCCAUCAGGCUUCCACUACUGUGGGCUCCUUAAGAAGACCAGGGAGAGGUUGGGGACUCCCCCAGGAAGGCCGUGAAGCUGGGGGCUCCCCCUAGGAAAGCCAUGAGGAAGCUGGGGACUCCCCAAGAAGGCCAUGAGGAAGCCAGAAAUUGAAGAUGGUAGGAGGUGGUGCUGAUCAAUGAUGGCCAGCAGGGCUGGCCUCCUGCCUAACUGGACAGGAAGGCUGGCACACUCUUGAUAUCCAGUGCCCUGGAACUGGGCACUGGCGUACACUGAUAUCGCUCCAAAAGAGGUGACUCACCUGACUGAUCAGCAGGAAGCCUAGAUUUUAGGCCUCACCGUGGAUGAUCUUCCCAGUUGCCUGGGGAAACCCUGGCAUGGGUGUCAGGAGAAAGCAACAGGAAUCUAGUCCUUCAUACUCACACUACUCUUCCUCUUCCCAGAGACAUCGAUUCACUUCAGAAACCUGUGGGAAAGAUGCAGUGAGCACUGCACUGUACUUUUUAUUUAUUGCCUAAGUGCCUUUAAAGACACAAAUCUAGAAGCCAUUUUGAAUAUGGGGAUGGCGGGCUGGAGGGAACAAGUGAAGAGAUGGGAAGCCAGGGCUCAACACCUUCACCUGAGAUCACAAGCCCAUGGAUGCUGUGACAUCUGGGAGCUUCAUCAGGGGUCUGGCUAAAGCCGAUACUUCAGUCACCAUCUUCACCUUUGGACUGGGAGGAAUCAACAUUUUUCUUCUGACAGAUGACUGUGUUCCUUAUAGGAUGGGCAAGGUUUCAUUCAUCCGUUCUCCGUAAGUUUGUUGUUGAACUGAAAUGAAUUUCAUUAUUUCC
This is a messenger RNA of Saimiri boliviensis boliviensis (Bolivian squirrel monkey), 2092 nucleotides long. It is a transcript of the gene TIRAP, whose product is annotated as TIR domain containing adaptor protein. Gene Ontology annotation, cellular component: plasma membrane; cytoplasm. Gene Ontology annotation, molecular function: Toll-like receptor 2 binding; Toll-like receptor 4 binding. Gene Ontology annotation, biological process: positive regulation of chemokine (C-X-C motif) ligand 2 production; toll-like receptor 4 signaling pathway; positive regulation of tumor necrosis factor production. The record is from RefSeq and is a predicted model, not a curated record. NCBI's taxonomy places the organism in Eukaryota, Metazoa, Chordata, Mammalia, Primates, Cebidae.